Messenger RNA from Oncorhynchus nerka (sockeye salmon), 1410 nucleotides. Its product is annotated as surface protein-like. The transcript is spliced from 2 exons. The coding region runs from base 1 to 1410 and encodes 469 amino acids. The record is from RefSeq and is a predicted model, not a curated record. NCBI's taxonomy places the organism in Eukaryota, Metazoa, Chordata, Actinopteri, Salmoniformes, Salmonidae.
AUGAAGACCAAGGAGCUCUCCAAACAGUUAGAUGGAACAGCCUCACAGGAACAGCCUCACAGGAACAGCCUCACAGAAACAGCCUCACAGAAACAGCCUCACAGAAACAGCCUCACAGGAACAGCCUCACAGAAACAGCCUCACAGGAACAGCCUCACAGGAACAGCCUCACAGAAACAGCCUCACAGGAACAGCCUCACAGAAACAGCCUCACAGGAACAGCCUCACAGAAACAGCCUCACAGGAACAGCCUCACAGGAACAGCCUCACAGAAACAGCCUCACAGAAACAGCCUCACAGGAACAGCCUCACAGGAACAGCCUCACAGAAACAGCCUCACAGAAACAGCCUCACAGGAACAGCCUCACAGGAACAGCCUCACAGAAACAGCCUCACAGGAACAGCCUCACAGGAACAGCCUCACAGAAACAGCCUCACAGGAACAGCCUCACAGGAACAGCCUCACAGGAACAGCCUCACAGGAACAGCCUCACAGAAACAGCCUCACAGAAACAGCCUCACAGAAACAGCCUCAGGAACAGCCUCAGGAACAGCCUCACAGAAACAGCCUCACAGGAACAGCCUCACAGAACAGCCUCACAGAAACAGCCUCACAGGAACAGCCUCACAGGAACAGCCUCACAGGAACAGCCUCACAGGAACAGCCUCACAGGAACAGCCUCACAGAAACAGCCUCACAGGAAUAGCCUCACAGGAACAGCCUCACAGAAACAGCCUCACAGAAACAACCUCACAGAAACAGCCUCACAGGAACAGCCUCACAGGAACAGACUCACAGGAACAGCCUCACAGGAACAGCCUCACAGAAACAGCCUAACAGGAACAGCCUCACAAGAACAGCCUCACAGGAACAGCCUCACAGGAACAGCCUCACAGGAACAGCCUCACAGAAACAGCCUCACAGGAAUAGCCUCACAGGAACAGCCUCACAGAAACAGCCUCACAGAAACAACCUCACAGAAACAGCCUCACAGGAACAGCCUCACAGGAACAGACUCACAGGAACAGCCUCACAGAAACAGCCUCACAGGAACAGCCUCACAAGAACAGCCUCACAGGAACAGCCUCACAGGAACAGCCUCACAGAAACAGCCUCACAGAAACAGCCUCACAGGAACAGCCUCACAAGAACAGCCUCACAGGAACAGCCUCACAGAAACAGCCUCACAGGAACAGCCUCACAGGAACAGCCUCACAGGAACAGCCUCACAGAAACAGCCUCACAAGAACAGCCUCACAGGAACAGCCUCACAAGAACAGCCUCACAGGAACAGCCUCACAGGAACAGCCUCACAGAAACAGCCUCACCUGACUCUGUACACAAAUCCAGUACCAAUCACACUGAUCACAAUGUUUCUCAAAAUCUUCUUAAUGUAUAUUAUGCAGUAG